AUCUCCAAAUUUCUAAACUACUCCAGGAGCUCCAGAUCGAAGUCCCCGCAGGCCCGCACCGAACUUUCCACGCCGCUGAGCCAGGCAGAGGCAGCAACCAUGGACCGCCGCGGCGAGGCGAGCCACCGGGGCUGGAGCUCCUCCCGCGGCCGAGACUGGCGAGGACGCGGACGCGGACGAGGCGGCGGCGGCGGAGGCCGCCCCUCCCCACCACCUCCUUCCUCUACCGCCUCCUCCGCGGCGGUCAACCUUGCCCCAGCCUCUACCGUCGACGACGCAGCGCCGAUCAUGGGCACCUGCCCCGACAUGUGCCCAGCGAGGGAACGAGCGCAGAGGGAGCGGCUGAGGGACCUGGCCGUGCUCGAGCGGGUGGGCGGCGACCCCGCGCGCACGUCUCCUUCCCUCGCCGUCAAGAAGUUCUGCAGAACUAUAUCUUCCACAAAUGUAAUGGCAUCAGAUAUACGUCCUCUACCGGUUUUGCGAGAAACAAUGGAUUAUCUUUUGCAUUUACUGGAUUCUUCAGAGCAUCCAUUUGAGACAAUCCAUGAUUUCAUCUUUGAUAGGACAAGGUCUAUAAGACAAGACCUCAGUAUGCAGAAUAUAGUGAAUGAUCAAGCAGUUCAAAUAUAUGAGGAUGUGGUAACAUUUCAUAUUAGGUCCCACCAGAGACUUGCUAGGUCUUGCCAGGAUUCAGAUGCUUCAUUGUGUUUCCUAAACAUGGAGCAGCUAACAAAAUGCUUGCUUUCACUGUUUGAUAUGUAUCACGUAAUCCAUGAGAGUGAUUCCCACAGCAAAAGAGAGGCCGAAUAUUAUUCCUUCUAUGUGCUUCUACAUUUAGGCUGCAAGAUACCCAAAAUGGUAGAUUCACUCUCUUUGUGGUAUAGCCGAUUAGCUACUCAAGUUAGACAAUCGAAGGAAAUGAUAUUUGUGAGAAAUUUAUUGAGAUGCUACCAGCUAGGAAACUUCAAGCGUUUCUUUUGCAUGAUAGCAGCUGAAGCAACCGAUCUUCAGUUGCGCCUUGUAGAACCUUUUCUCAAUGAGGUCCGAGCUAGAGCCUUAAUGUACUUUAACCAUAGCGGCUACAAACUCCAACACCACCCUUUGGAACAUUUGUCAGGAAUCCUGAUGAUUGAGGAGUUGGAACUAGAAACUCUUUGUGGAAUAUGUGGACUUGAAAUCAGGACAAGCGAAGGUAUGAAAGCUUUUGCGCCUAAACAGACAAGCUUCAGCCUACCAACAUCCAUGCCCCGAAGUAAUGGCAUUUACAUCUCAAGGGAGGUUGAAAGAUGAAAAGAGCACUGUAAUUCAGGUUCAAUAGAUUGUGUAUCAAGAAAUUACUUGUCACGCAUGUUAUGUAUAAAACAUUUCUUGAGGUGCCCCAAACAAAUACUUCCUACUGUUACAAGAAAAUGUCUGAAUGAUACUGUGUACAACUUCUGCUAAGAUUUUGAGACUCUUCAUGCUA
Molecule: messenger RNA, 1465 nt
Organism: Setaria italica (foxtail millet)
Lineage: Eukaryota; Viridiplantae; Streptophyta; Magnoliopsida; Poales; Poaceae
Product: SAC3 family protein C
Exons: 8
Coding region: 100-1290 (396 amino acids)
Biological process (GO): mRNA export from nucleus
Cellular component (GO): transcription export complex 2; nucleus; cytoplasm
Source: RefSeq, a predicted model, not a curated record